AUAAUCAUUUAAAGAUUACGUGCUCCUUCUACAUAUACUUUUCCAUUUAACUCCAAGACAUGGCUAUUCUGGAUCAUCACCGCCCAUGGCUCUUUGUGUUUGGAGUCUUAGGAAACAUCAUAUCCCUCUUAGUAUUUCUCGCACCACUGUCAACAUUCAUCCGAAUAUGGAAAGCGAAAUCAACGAUGGGGUUUCAUUCGGUGCCAUAUAUUGUAGCACUUUUUUCCUCAUUGCUUUGGAUAUACUAUGCUUAUAUCAAGAAGAAUGCAAUCCUUCUCAUCUCCAUCAAUUCUUUGGGAAUCCUCAUUGAGACCAUUUAUGUCCUCCUUUUCCUUAUCUUCGCCUCAAAGAAAGCCAGGCGGCAUACGUUGACGGAGUUGUUCGUGUCCAUCGGAGGGUUCACCUUGAUUUUUGUGGUCUCGUGGUUUUCGUUCUCCGGCGAAGUUCGGAUUAGCUUGGUUGGCUGGAUUUGUGUUUCCGUUUCUACGGCGGUUUUUGCUGCACCCCUUAGCGUUGUGUUUCAAGUAAUUCGAACCAAGAGUGUAGAAUUCUUGCCUUUCUACUUGUCUUUCUUCCUCACGACGAGUGCAAUUAUGUGGUUCGGUUAUGGUGUAAUGAUGAAGGACUUGCGCAUUGCGUUGCCAAAUAUUUUGGGAUUCUUCUUGGGAUUGCUCCAAAUUUUGUUGUACCUGGUGUACCGAACAGCAAAGCCUGCUAUAGUCAUCGAGGAGGAGGAGCCCAAAAAAAUGUCGCAAGACCACGUGGUGGUGGGCAUUGAAUUGCAACAAGACACAACGUCUAGUCAGACAAUUCACCCUGUGGAUUCAGACACAUGUUCCAAUAGCAGUGUUACAAGCAAGUGAGAGAGAGAGUGCAUGUGAAAAAACAAACAAACAAACACGGUUUUUUGGGAAGGCUUCUCAUAAGCCGCUGCUAUUCUGACACUUGGCAGCAAAUAAAUGGACGAUAGGUUCGGUCCGGAUCGAGAUUAGAAGAGAUGCUCAGAUGUAUGUGUAGCGUUUCUGUUAGUAUUACUAGUAAACUCACCCGUGCGAUGCACGAUCUGAGAAAUUUCCUUCAAAAUUGUUUGUGCUAACUAAUUCAAAUUACACUAUCAAUGGGUGAGAGCAUCUAUCUUCAUGGAAUAUUGAUAUAAUUUCAAGUAAUAAACAAAA
Molecule: messenger RNA, 1175 nt
Organism: Cuscuta epithymum
Lineage: Eukaryota; Viridiplantae; Streptophyta; Magnoliopsida; Solanales; Convolvulaceae
Source: the annotation of a GenBank genome assembly